AUGCUCAGUAUGCCGACUACAGAUGUCAUUAGAGAGAUCCUACCGCUCCCUUUUUCCGCCGAAAUUCAAUCACGAAUAUACGAUCUUCUAGUUCCGGAGAUCCCUUUCAAACUCAUGCUUCUCUCUCAUCGUCAUUACGGCUCCAUUGUCCCUUCACUAUACACUCACAUCACCUUGUCAGGGCAAAAUGCAGACAGGUUCAAUGAGCGAAUACACUGUACUAUGCAGAAAGAUGCGGUAGGGAAACGAAUGAAAUGGGUAGGAAGGAAAUCUAAAGCUUGUACCAAUACCCAAAGUCUGGUGAUUAGUGAUGAUGCUUGUCUCAUGUCAAUUGACCAUCUGGUUCAAUCAUCUCUCAGAAGACCGCUCAAGCACCAUGAUCAAGCAUGUUGGUCGGAUACCCUGUUCCCAAAUCUGAAGAAAGUCGUUUUACGUUACUCUACUAUGAACCUCCUUACAUCUGAAUUUAUGGCGAAUUUAUUUGGUGGUAGAAUGCAAUCGCUUGAAAAAUGUAUUGGGAAUGUGAAGAUCAUACAUGUGGAUGUCUCUUCUGGCGAAUUCGAGAAGAUUCAUCUCAAAAUCUUGAUUCAAAUGAUCAAGGACAACUUCACCAAAGCAGAGUCAGUGAUAUUUCGAAUGAAAUGGGGCUUAUUACCCAUCCCUCCACAGUGGAUCAGAAGCAUCCCAUUACUCAAGAUGUAUCUGGAAGAAAAAGAAGAGACGGACGAAGGUCUUGUGGCUAGAACGAACCUGAGGAUGUUCAAUAUAAUGUAUCGUUACGGAAACGAUCAAAUACCAAGAGAGAAGCCACUUGAAGUAUAUUUCAGAAACGAAGAAUUGGUCCAAGACUAUAAUAACAGGAUGCUAAAUAGGAGAGGAAUCGACAAUAUGUUAUCGAUAAGACAGUGGCAAGAAGAAGAUGAUUGGAUGAAAUAG
Molecule: messenger RNA, 936 nt
Organism: Kwoniella shivajii
Lineage: Eukaryota; Fungi; Basidiomycota; Tremellomycetes; Tremellales; Cryptococcaceae
Exons: 1
Coding region: 1-936 (311 amino acids)
Source: RefSeq, a predicted model, not a curated record